This is a messenger RNA of Asterias rubens (European starfish), 2880 nucleotides long. RefSeq names its product serine/threonine-protein kinase tousled-like 2. Gene Ontology annotation, cellular component: nucleus. Bases 148 to 2265 code for a protein of 705 amino acids. Gene Ontology annotation, molecular function: ATP binding; protein serine/threonine kinase activity. The record is from RefSeq and is a predicted model, not a curated record. The transcript is spliced from 17 exons. NCBI's taxonomy places the organism in Eukaryota, Metazoa, Echinodermata, Asteroidea, Forcipulatida, Asteriidae. Gene Ontology annotation, biological process: intracellular signal transduction; chromosome segregation; peptidyl-serine phosphorylation.
CGUCAACCGACUCAGACUGGUGACAUAUCCAAAAGGCAUCGUUUCUCUAACUAAUAUUUUGGACGAUUGCUCCCCUUUCUGAGAAUGUAAGCUACUGUCGUCGACCCAGCGUCUUAAGUUUUUCACAAAGGAUAUUCACAGCCAGACAUGAUGCAGGACUUUCGGAACUUUGAUCCUCAGAGGUUGGAGAGAUUGGAAGCCCGCUUUAAGGGAAAUCGUAGCCAGCCACCAAUCGUCAUAGAUGAUGAUUCCAGUCAGAGUGCAGGCAGUCACAGCUCCCAGGCAGAAGACAGUGAAAUUCAGUCUCUUCGGGCGGUAACAACUGGAACACCGGAAAGAAAGGAGAAACGAAGAAAACGGAAACACCCUGAAAAUCACGAUCAGAACUCCGGUGGAGGCCAUGGUCAUAAUGCUAAGAAGAUCAGCGAGUAUUUCAAGACAUCAGGAAAUAGUCCGGGAAGGGCGCCAAAUCCAAACCUCAUUCCUAGAUCUCCUUCAACGUCUCAAUCAAUGUAUCCACCGUCCCCCUCUCCAAAUUCCAACCAUGUGGAUCUGGUGACCAUGCAGUACCCACCACAGAUUCCACCCAAAGAAACGGUCACAUGUGCAACUCAGACUGUAAUGACCCUUGAUGACAUCCGUAGUCUAGAAGGAAAAGUAACGAGUGGUUUGAGGGAGUCACAGACAGCUAUACAAUCUUUAAAACAGACACAAACAGAAUCCCAGAAACAGGUGGAAACUCUUCAGAAACAAAUCGCCAAAAGCAUGGUCAUGACCAAGAAGUUACUCCUUGAAAAGUCGGACAUUGACAUGAAAGAGGCGAGACGGAAAAGCAUGGAGAACCGACUGAGAUUGGGUCAGUUCACUACCAAGAGGCAGGGAGCUCAGUUUGUGGAAACGUGGCAGGAUGGAUAUGCAUUCACGGAACUUGUCAAACAACAGGAAAGAUUAGGCAAAGAAAAGGAAGAAAUAGAACAACAGCGAAAGUUACUCACCAAAAAGAAACCACCGACUCCUCAGGCAGCCUCGGCCAAGGCCAACAAGGCCAAAGCGGCCAUGGCCAAUGGUCCAGACGAUGUGUUUGCUAAGCCGGCCGUUGAGACCCCAAUGACGCCCUUGGAGUAUUAUGAGAGAGAUGAAAUCUUCAAGUUAAGAUUAGCAUCUCUGAGGAAGGAGGAAUCUGACUUACAAGGAGAGCUGGAGAAGUUAGAGAGAGAGCGUAAUGUUCAUAUACGGGAGCUAAAAAGAAUACAUAAUGAGGACCAAUCAAGGUUUAACCACCAUCAGACGCUCUCGAAUCACUACCUACUGCUGGGACUGCUUGGAAAAGGUGGCUUCAGUGAAGUCCAUAAGGGUUUUGAUCUAAAAGAGCAGAGAUACGUUGCGUGUAAGAUUCAUCAACUCAACAAGGAAUGGAAGGAAGAUAAGAAAGCCAACUACAUCAAACACGCACUUAGGGAAUAUGAAAUUCACAAGAGCUUAGACCAUCAAAGAGUCGUCAAGCUGUAUGAUGUCUUUGAAAUAGAUUCAAAUUCUUUUUGUACAGUGCUAGAGUACUGCCCCGGCAACGAUUUAGAUUUCUACUUGAAACAACACAAGAUGAUAGGAGAGAGAGAGGCACGCUCUAUAAUGAUGCAAACAAUCUCAGCCCUGAAAUACCUUAAUGAGCGAAAACCACCUGUUAUUCAUUACGAUCUAAAGCCAGGUAAUAUUCUUUUAAGUUCCGGAAACGUAAGUGGAGAGAUUAAGAUUACAGACUUUGGACUGUCCAAGAUCAUGGACGAUGAUCACUUCAAUUCACAAGAGGGAGGGAUGGACCUAACAUCACAAGGAGCCGGCACAUACUGGUACCUGCCACCAGAAUGUUUUCAAGUUGGCCAGGAGCCGCCUAAGAUCUCAUCUAAGGUGGAUGUAUGGUCGGUUGGUAUCAUCUUCUAUCAAUGUCUGUAUGGAAAAAAGCCCUUUGGUCACAAUCUGUCGCAGGCAUCAAUCUUAGAGCAAAAGACCAUCCUUAAAGCAACACAGGUUCAAUUCCCACCAAAGCCAGUAGUCAGCGCAGAGGCAAAGGAGUUCAUUCGUCAUUGUCUCGUCUACCAAAAGGAGGACCGCGUCGAUGUCCUAACCCUUGCCAAACAACCCUACCUUCUCCCCGUCGGCGGCAGGAAAUCACUAGCUGCAAAUAGUGUGACCACGAACAAUGUUACUAGUUCCAGUACAGCAGUCAGCUCCUCGAGUACAACAAGUCUUGAGACUAGUUCUCAGUAAGCUCUCAAUAAGGAGAUUAAUCUUAUCUACAACCAAAAGCUAGUCUCCGGCCCUGCAGCUGCCACAGACUGGGAUCAAGUUCAUGCAAGGAUCAAUGGAUAACGAGUGGUUGUUCAGUGACGUACGUAGGGCACGCGUACAGAGGUUGAAGUGUGAACGACUCUUGUCAGGGCAAACGGCAACUCAACACACGUUUCACGUUUUGUUAUAACUGGUCCACUCUGCGCUGUACUAUGAAAACGGCUGUUGGUAACCAGCGAUGCGACCAUGCCCAGUAGGUUGGUUCCAAAAGUUGACUAGCGUAGUCCAACUAGACAGAGUUUGGGCAAUGUUAGAAAAGCUAUGGUCAACGAUAGUCCUUGCGUGAACUUGGCCCAGGAAGCCAGAAAGUUACCUGCGGAAAGGACUGGGGGUGAGAGUACAACAUCGUUCAAAGCAUGCAAGGAGAUCAAUCUACAUCCGAAAGGUAGUCUCUGGCCCUGCAGCCGCCUGCCACAAACUGGGAAGCUGGAAAGUGUGUACUCAGGGUGCCUUGGAAAAGGACCUGGGCCCAAUUUCAUAGGGCUGCUUUUAAUCAGAAAAUAUUGCUUAACAGUUAUCUCCUAUUAAGCAGAA